AAUGAUGUCAAAGUCUCAACGAAGUUGUCAAGUAAUUUUGAAGUAGAAACUUCUUAUUUUCGUUUUAUAAUUUCUAAUUAUGGUGUAGAAUCAAUUAAAUAAUAAAAACAAAGGCUUUUAGACAGUUUAGCGUACUCUUGAACAUAUAUAUAUGUCGUAGAUUAUAGCGCAAUAUGACAUCCUCGAGUCAGGACUAUAUAUUUGAACCUUUUAAGGUUACUGAAGUCAAGUUUAGAGGUUCUGAAGUUCCGCGGCCUCGUAGCGGCCAUAGGAUAGUUUGUGAUGAUAUUAACAUUUAUUGUUUUGGAGGCUAUAAUCCAGUUUUACCCUUGAAUAGCAUCCAAAGAGUUGAUCCAACUUGGAGUCCACAACGGCCCCUGUUUAAAGAAUUAUGGAGUUAUUGUAUCGCUACUAGGAAAUGGACACAACACAAAGUUGUACAGAACAUGCCUGAAGAACUUGCAUCAAAUGCUAUGUGCAUGAAUGGAAGAUACCUAAUGAUAUUUGGCGGCACUGGUGCUCCUUUUGGAAAUAAAUGCAGCAAUGAUGUUAUAACAUGGAGGACAAAUCCUGGUGAUGCAAAGCUGGAAAUUUUAAAUGUAACAGGAAUAAGACCUCCUGGUCAAUAUGGACAGUCAAUAUUAUGUCACAACGGCUACUUUUAUACUAUAGGUGGUACCAAUGGAUUUGCAUACAACUGUGAUAUAUAUAGGUUAGACCUUCGAACAAUGAACUGGGAGCAAGUAUAUGUUGGUAAUGGACAAGAUGGUGAGCCAGUAGGAAGAUAUCGACAUGAAAUAGCACGUGUUGGAAACAAGCUCUAUAUCAUUGGUGGUGGAACUGGUGAAUAUGCUUUCGAACUCAUGGAAAUACCAGUUUAUGAUUUGGAUACUGAUACUUGGUCAUUUUUGAGUCCUAAAGCUGAUGACACUUUGCGGGAAACAUUGGCGCCUCUAGCUAGGAAAUGUCAUAGUGCAGUGCAAGUUAACACAGAGGCAGGACCACAAGUGUUUGUAGUAGGCGGAUCAGAUGGACAGUCAAUGUUUGACGAUAUUUGGAGAUUGAAUAUUAAAGAGAUGCAAUGGAACUUGAUGCAAAAGACUGUAUUGCCACACCCACUGCAUUUCCAUUCAUCUACAGUCACUUCAUAUGGUUGUAUGUAUGUUUUUGGUGGUAUUGAACCCAAGGAUGAGGCAACUAGUCGAAAUAACACAUUAUAUAAAGUCUGGGUCUGUAUACCGAAGUUAAGUGAGAUUUGUUGGGAGGCUUUGCUAAACUUUCAACCUAAUUUAGAUCAGGUUGAAAAGAAAACCCUACUGAAUAUUGGUAUUCCUGCUCAUUUUGUGGAUAGGGUGCAUUUAACUUGAAGUUAUAUAGAACUAUGAAAUUAGUGUGCAAAUAUCUAUUUCAUGACCUUCUGGUGUAAAUAGCUUAUGAUAUAGUGUGUUAUAUAUUUAUUAUGUAAUGACUAGAG
Messenger RNA from Papilio machaon (common yellow swallowtail), 1474 nucleotides. It is a transcript of the gene slim, whose product is annotated as kelch domain-containing protein 10 homolog. Gene Ontology annotation, biological process: positive regulation of stress-activated MAPK cascade. The transcript is spliced from 3 exons. NCBI's taxonomy places the organism in Eukaryota, Metazoa, Arthropoda, Insecta, Lepidoptera, Papilionidae. Gene Ontology annotation, molecular function: protein binding. Bases 174 to 1367 code for a protein of 397 amino acids. The record is from RefSeq and is a predicted model, not a curated record.